GGAGGGAGAGAAGGUGUCUGAGCCUGAGGCAGAAAACCCACCCUAGGCCCUCCCAUUCCGGUGCCAAACCAGGAAGAAGGUGGGGCCGGCACUCAGAUGGCCCUGGAGGUCACUCACAGAUCGAUCAGGGGGCUUCCAAGGCAAAGGCCCUGGAAUCAGGAAAUGGAGCCCCAGAACCGGAGACCCGGGGCCUGCCCAGGAUGCCACAACCCAGCCCCAGACAUCAGAAACAAGAUAAGUCGUUUAUAUCGAAAGACAUUCCUCUUCCACUUCCGGAAUCUUCGCUGGGCCCUGGGCCGGAACAACACCUUCCUGUGCUACCAGGUGGAUAGAGAGGAGCGUGACUCAACUGUCCCCAUUCACAGAGGGGUCUUUAAAACCCAGGUCUUCCUGGAGACCCGCCUGCAUGCCGAGCUGUGCUUCCUCUACUGGCUGCACGACUACCCCCUGCAGUUCCCCGACCAGCACUUACAGAUCACCUGGUUCAUCUCCUGGAGUCCCUGCUCUGACUGUGCACAGCAGGUGGCCGCCUUCCUGGCCAGCCACUCCAACUUGAGCUUGACCAUCUACGCCGCCCGCCUCUAUUACUUCUGGAAUCACUCAUACCAAGAGGGGCUUCGCGCCCUGCAGCGGGAAGGAGCCAGGGUGGAAAUCAUGUCCCUCAGAGAGUUUGAGCACUGUUGGGAGAACUUUGUGUACCCCUACGACGGACGGCCAUUCCGGCCUUGGAAGAACCUGAUUAGAAAUUACCACUUCCAGGUCAAGAAGCUGCAGAAGAUUCUCCCAAGAUCCCAGUUAGGAGGGAUGCCCCACCCGGCCCAGGCAGAAAGGUGGCAGGGAUGGGGUGGCCCCAGAGGACGGUCUCAAGGCUGGACAGUGAGAGUGGAGGGGGGGCACUGGGCACGGUCAGAGGGAGAGGCCACCCACUGCCACAGCCCCUGGUGGCCCUGCUCCUUCCCUCCCUGCUCCUCUGUCAUCUCCCUCAGGGACCCAGGCACCACGGAGUUGACUCCUGAAGGCAGAGGCCAUCUGAGCCCAGCGCAGGUGACUCCAGAGGAAGCUCCCGGCUCCUGGUGCCUCCUUGUCACAUGGAGGGUCAUGAAGCUGCUAAAGAAAGAAACGUUCCACCAGCAGUUUAACAACCAGCACCGGGCGCCCAGGCCCUACUGCCGCCGGAAGACCUACCUGUGCUACCAGCUGCAGCUCAAGGGCUCCCCGUGUGACCAGGACUACUUUCAAAACAAGAAGGAUCGCCACGCAGAGAUUCGCUUCAUAAAGAAGAUCCGUUCCUUGGACCUGGACCGGAGCCAGAACUACGAAGUCACCUGCUACCUCACCUGGAGCCCCUGCCCCAACUGCGCCCAGGAGCUGGUGGAGCUCACACGAAGCCACCCCCACGUGCGGCUGAGGCUCUUCACCUCCCGCCUCUACUUCCACUGGCUCUGGAGAUUUCAGGAAGGGCUGCGGCUCCUGUGGAGAUCCGGGGUUCAGAUCUGGGUCAUGAGUCUCCGAGAGUUCACCCACUGCUGGGUCAAGUUUGUGAACCACGGGGGAUGUCCCUUUGAGCCUGAGCUCUGGGACAGGCUGGAGCAACGCAGCCAAAGCAUACAAAAUCGCCUCGAUCGCAUCCUGGGGUUGACACCUGUCACUGCCACCUGUGCCACCUCCUGUCCCCACCCAUGCUGCUCAGCAGUCCUGACUCUGGAGGAUCUUACAGCUAACUUCAGAAACCUGCAGCUUUGACCCGCCCGCAUCACCCUCUGCAAUAAGAAGGGACUCCGAGAGCAGAGAGCAUGGCGGACCCCGCGCUGGUGGCCUUUGGGAGGAAGUACCACACCCCACAAGUCCAGAAGGCCUCGCUUUCCCCCUUCAUGUAUUUGUGUUAUAAGUGGGUAUCUAAUUUUAUGAUUAAAAUACUCAAGGUCAUUUUAAA
Molecule: messenger RNA, 1933 nt
Organism: Marmota monax (woodchuck)
Lineage: Eukaryota; Metazoa; Chordata; Mammalia; Rodentia; Sciuridae
Product: DNA dC->dU-editing enzyme APOBEC3
Exons: 8
Coding region: 97-1743 (548 amino acids)
Biological process (GO): defense response to virus; cytidine to uridine editing; negative regulation of single stranded viral RNA replication via double stranded DNA intermediate
Cellular component (GO): nucleus; cytoplasm; P-body
Molecular function (GO): zinc ion binding; cytidine deaminase activity; RNA binding
Source: RefSeq, a predicted model, not a curated record